AUGACAACUUUAAUUGAGCGCUACAAAGAAUUUUUUUGUGGGGCAAGUGCUGGAUGUAUUGAAACAUUUAUUUUGUUCCCCAAAACAAAAAUUAUAUUUCGACAACAAUUGCACAAUAUAUCGCUUGUUGAUGCUGCUAAACAAUUAAAACGUGAAGGAGCCAGAAACUUGUAACUUCUCACUUAUUUUUUGAUGUAAAACAAUUUUUUUGAUUUUUUUAUGUUUCGUGGCCUUCUGCCUCCGUUGAUUCAAAGGACUGCAAAUCGUUCAAUAAUGUUAGUUUUUAUUUCUUAUAAAGGUGAAAAAUCUUUUAUGUCUUCGAGCUGGUGUUUCUCGGGCUUUCUCUUAAUUAGAUUAGGUAUUGGAUCAUUUUUGCCUCUGACUUCUGGAUUUUGGUGACUUGGGUUUCUUGUCUUAUAGGUGUACGUAAUUAUGAGGUCUUAAGUAAAACAGCGGCAUAUUUUCCAAAUUAUCCCUUUUCGAGUAUAACUUCACCCCAUAGCAAAUGUUCGAUGAUGUUAGUUGUCGAGCCAUAACCUUGUUCAAUUUCAUUGAAAAUAGUGGAGGUUGACAAGGUCAUGAUUCAGCGCUAAAAUGGGUUCGUGGUUCAUUCUUCUUAUUUUUUCUUUAUAAGGGUUGUUCUCACCGGUUAAUCUUUGCCUGUAUCAACUCAAUAUUCUUAUUCUUCUCUAUUUGAUCUGCCAAAGGCAAAGAUUUGCCGGUGGUGAACCUAUAUUUUUUAAAUGAUUUUUUGAAAGCUUUUGAAUGAAAAAUUUUCCUCUUUAAAGGUUUGGAACAAACGAAAAGUAUCAACGAUUAUUUGGCUGCUCUGAAAGGGAUCCGAGCAUUUGUCGUGCAUUUUGCUCUUUUUUAGCUGGCGCAACCGAAGCAUGUUUAUGUCCAUUAGAAAGAGUGCAAU
This is a messenger RNA of Meloidogyne enterolobii, 919 nucleotides long. The record is from the annotation of a GenBank genome assembly. NCBI's taxonomy places the organism in Eukaryota, Metazoa, Nematoda, Chromadorea, Rhabditida, Meloidogynidae.